UAGCGGGGCGGGGCCGGGCGGUUCCGCCCGGCGGCUCUAAUGGCGGUGGCGGUGCUGCGGCCGCUGGACGCUCCGCCGGCGGAGCUGGCACCGGCCACCGCCCUGCUGCUGGCACCGCCGCCGCUGUGCGCGGCCUUGCGCGGUCGGGGCGGCGGGCUGGUGCUAGCGGUACGGCCGGCGGGACGCGGCGGGGCUCAGGCCGUAUUACUGAACGCCGUGGCCUUAGAGGCCGGCGGCCGGCGGGGCGCGGAGCUGUGGUUACGCGGGGCCUUGUUGCGGCGGUUGGGAUUGGCGGCCGGCCGACGGGUGGCCGUCUGGCCGGUACGCCGCCCACCGCCUUUGGCUUGGGUAUUGCUGGGUGCCGUGGGAAGGACGGGACGGCCGGUAAACGGUGCUGUACUUGUCCGGCGGGGCGAGACGGUACCGGGACCGGGACCGGGGCCUGGCCCACUGGUGUUAGAAUCGAGGCCGGCGCUUCAGGGGUUGCUAGGCAACGGCACGCGCACCGCCCUCGCCCCCCCGCCCCCGCCGCCGCUGCAGCGCGAGCCCGCGACCUUUAGCGCCCCCUGCCGGCGCCCCACCGCGCCACCCCUCGUCUCCCGGUUCGCCGCCACCGGGACCGGGAAAAGCGCGGGGGGACACGAAACGGCGGCGGUGUUAAGGGCGAUCCCCGGCGGCGGAACGGGCGGUGGAGGGGUAGAGGUGUGGGUAAGCCGACGGGGUUUGUUGGCGCUGGGGUUUUUCCAAGGGGAGUGGGUAAGGGUGGGCGCCGAGGGAACGGGUCGUGAGCACUUGGCGGCUUUGCUGGCCCGUCCGCCGCCUUGGGAAUAUCCGCGGGCCGCCCGCCGCGGCCCGGUUGAUGGGACAGCACUGUUGGCCCCCGCCCUGGCCUUCAAUCUGGGCUGCGAGCCCGCCGCCGCCUCUCAGCUUCACCUGCGGAGGUACGAGAGAUCCGGGGCAGCAGAUGGGAAAGGCAGCCGGUCCGUCUUAUCCGUGCCUCCCUUCGCCAAGGAGCUGCACCUAGAGAUCGUCUGCUCGCCAGCCUACAGUGCCCGGGGAAGCUACGACCGGCUUCUCUACAAGCACUUUGAAACGCCCCGGCUUGUCCAGGAGGGAGACAUCCUGUGUGUUCCAACAUUUGGACAUGCUGAGUUUUUAGAAGUAAAUGCAGACAAAUUCCUAAGGUGGCCAGAGCUUUACUUUAAAGUGAGGAAGAUUUUAGGCAUGGUGGAAGGCGAGCAGUCUGAGGGUUACCUGGUGGACACCCAGAACUCCUCUCUCUAUCUGGUGGGUUCAACAAACAGCGCUGUCCCAUCUUCCCCAGCCUAUAACAGCCAUGAGUUCUGGAGCAGUUUGUCUCCUGCUGGACUUUCUGAUGUCGUGAAGCAGCUCUGUGAUGCUCUUCGGCCUCACCUGAACAGUCGGGCAAACGCACUGAGUGGGGCCGGCAGCGUUCUCCUCUCGGGGCCAAGCGGCAGUGGGAAGCUGAUGGCUGUCAGAGCUGUGUGUAGCUGCCUCAACCUCCACCUCUUCAAGGUUGAUUGCGUUAGUUUGUGCAGUGACACCAGUGGAGCCACAGAGGAGAAAGUACAGAUGGCCUUUGCCCAGGCCCAGCAGUAUCAUCCGUGUGUGCUCCUGCUGAAAGACAUCGAGGUGCUUGGCAGAGACCGGGACAGGCUAGGAGAGGACGCCAGGGUCAUCGCUACUCUGAGACAGCUGCUCCUGGACAGAGACCCAGCACUGAGCCACCCUGUCCUGGUGAUCGGCACAACCUGCAAGCCCCAGGAUGUUCCUACAGACGUGCAGACUGCUUUCCUUCACGAGGUGAAAAUCGAAGCCCCUUCAGAAGAGCAGAGGAGAUCGAUGCUGAGCAUGCUGACUGCCAGUCUGCCUCUGGGCAAAGAAGUGAGCCUAUCCAAGCUGGCCCGCAGGACUGCAGGUUUUGUGCUGGGAGAUUUCUGUGCCUUGUUGUCCCACAGCAGCCGGGCUGCUUGUACCCGCAUCCAGGCCUUGAGUUUUCCAGGCGGACUGAGCGAGGAAGUGGAGAGAGAUUUUUGUACUGCUGGGUUCCCAGUGCUUGAGGAGGAUUUUAGUGUUGCCUUGGACCAGCUGCACGACGCCCAUUCACAGGCAGUGGGAGCCCCAAAGAUCCCCUCCGUGUCCUGGCAGGAUGUUGGUGGGCUCCAGGAGGUGAAGAAGGAGAUCCUGGACACUAUCCAGUUGCCCCUGGAGCACCCAGAGCUGCUGUCGCUCGGUCUGUGCCGCUCUGGUCUGCUGCUGUACGGGCCUCCAGGGACAGGGAAGACCUUGCUGGCAAAAGCUGUGGCAACCACAUGUGCCAUGACGUUCCUUAGCGUGAAAGGGCCAGAGCUCAUCAACAUGUACGUUGGGCAAAGUGAGGAGAACGUGCGUAAUGUGUUUGCCAAAGCCAGGGCAGCUGCUCCCUGCAUUAUCUUCUUUGAUGAACUGGAUUCCCUGGCCCCCAGUCGUGGACGGAGUGGAGAUUCAGGGGGUGUCAUGGACAGAGUUGUCUCGCAGCUCCUGGCUGAGCUUGAUGGUCUUCAUUCCACCAGAGACGUAUUUGUCAUUGGAGCUACGAACAGGCCUGACCUCCUGGACUCAGCUCUGCUCCGGCCGGGCAGGUUUGACAAGCUGGUCUAUGUGGGCAUAAACGAAGACCGGGAGUCGCAGCUGCAGGUGCUGAGUGCCAUCACUAGGAAGUUUAAGCUGGAUCAAUCUGUGAAUCUCACCACCAUCCUAGAAAAAUGCCCGGCUCAGCUGACAGGAGCAGACAUCUACGCCCUGUGCUCAGAUGCCAUGAUGUGCGCUGUCAAACGCAAGGUGGAAUGGAUUGAGGAAGGGUUGGAUACCGAGAGCUCUGCUCUGAUCCUGACCAUGGAAGAUUUCCUGCAGGCUGCUGCGAGGUUGCAGCCGUCAGUCUCCGAGCAGGAGCUGCUCAGGUACAGACUCAUCCGGCAGAAGUUUGCUGCCUCCUAACGCUCAGCAGAGCUGCGACUGGAGGUGUGAUGGGGACGGUGUCUUAAGGGGUACGAGAGAACAGGCACAAACAGGCACCCGCCUGCUCUUCUCUGAUGUCUCCUGGGCCCCCUUCUUUCAAGAUCAGGUGGAAAAAGUGGCUGUGCAGUUUCUUGAGCCAAAGCCUGGUGGAAGCGCUGCUCUGCUCAGCCAAGCUGGUGGUGGGUUCUGUAACAGUCCCUCACAUCUCAGGGAGCACUUUGUGGCUGCCAGGAGCAUACCGGGGUGACUCCCCCCUGGGGAGAAAGCCAGGUCUUGUGGUCUUGGGCAAUGUAGGAGUGUCUCCAUGGGUGACAGAACAUGGGAGCAAGGCCCAAACUGCACCCAGUUUGACAGCAAGAGUGGGACUGGAGGCAGUUGCUUGGUGGGGUGUCAGCCCCUAGAGAGGGGUGCUGGCCGGAGGGCAGCAGGACACAGGGUGCUGCUGCUGCAGCUGGCCCGGGCUCGACAUGGUCUCCCUGAAUAAAUACGGAUUUUUGGCACUAGGUA
Molecule: messenger RNA, 3525 nt
Organism: Aquila chrysaetos chrysaetos
Lineage: Eukaryota; Metazoa; Chordata; Aves; Accipitriformes; Accipitridae
Gene: PEX6
Product: peroxisomal biogenesis factor 6
Exons: 17
Coding region: 40-2997 (985 amino acids)
Biological process (GO): protein import into peroxisome matrix
Cellular component (GO): cytosol; peroxisomal membrane
Molecular function (GO): ATP hydrolysis activity; ATP binding
Source: RefSeq, a predicted model, not a curated record